AACGAAGGCAACCGCCACCAUGCGACCUGAUCAGCCUCAGCUCGAAUACGCGUCCCUCAGCCCCCACUGAACAGCAGACUAUCUCAGCCUUGCCCGAAUAUCUCUGAACCACUUAUAUAUCGGUACUGCUGUUCAAUGGAUGUUUCUAGGCAACCAAGAUUCUGGAACUAAUGCCAUCAUGUCCAAUCGUCUAGUGCUACCUCAAGUAGCAGUACUAAAGCCGAACCUCCAAGGAUGGAUGAUCUUCAUGCUCAUCAACGCUUUACCACAGUUCAUUGUUAUUAGCUCAGUGAUAGGAGCAGGUAUAUUCAACAAUGGUGGAUCAGCAAUCAAGGUUGCAGGUCCUGCAGGUGCUCUUGUUGCCUUGCUAGUCAUGUUAUCGUAGGUGUUAUCGCAAUCUGCGUUGCAGAAUGCAUAAGUGAGUUGGUGCAGCUCUUCCCUGCGCCAAAUGCUAUCGUUGAAUAUAUUC
Molecule: messenger RNA, 469 nt
Organism: Alternaria alternata
Lineage: Eukaryota; Fungi; Ascomycota; Dothideomycetes; Pleosporales; Pleosporaceae
Exons: 4
Coding region: 140-385 (81 amino acids)
Source: RefSeq, a predicted model, not a curated record